AUGAGCCAAGAGAAGCAGGAGGCGGACUACACGGCGGAGGUGGAUUCGCUCCUUCCUCAGCUUGAGAAGCUCAGUAAGGCUGGCUCGCUGCAUGAGGCCUUGGAGCUGAUUGCCCCUUUGGAAAAGCGCGCGCGUGGCUCGGCUGAUCUGCUCAGCACAUCGCGUCUAUUGAUGACGGCUGUUUUGCUGAUCCGUACCACACCCGAUGUAUCCAAGACUGAUGUGCAGAAAUUGUGCGACACUAUUCAUACCUAUGCGAAAAAGCAUGGUCAGCUCAAGCAGGCCAUUACGCGUAUGGUGCAGCUAGCCAUGCUCUUCUUACACGACCCAGAUACGUCUCCCAUGCGUGCACCGCCGUCCAUCUAUGCAGUUCUCAGCAAGGACUCUCUCACGCCGUCCAAUGAAGAGAUGGCAAUUGACGAGGAGGCAAAGCCGUCGGACGAUGCGGCAGAGGAUCGCGAGGGCAAGGAAGAUGACCGUCUCACUGCGCUUAUGGAGCAUGGUCGUGCUAUUGGUAACAAAUCGCUCAAUGAUCUUGAUAAGAUGAAGUUGAUGGAAGCCUUGCGCGAUGUCACAGAAGGGAAGGUGUUCCUGGAGGUGGAGCGUGCGCGUGUGACAUGCCUCAUGUGCGAUAUGCUAUACAAGCAGGGCGAUGUGAACAAGGCAGCUGAUACCCUGCAGGAUCUUGCGGUUGAGACGUUUGGAAGUAUGGAUCGUCGCGAGAAAGUGCAGAUCAUCCUCGAGCAAAUGCGCCUCAAUCUAGAGCGUGGCGAUAUGCAUCGUGUGAAUGUUAUUAGCCGCAAGAUCAACACGAAAUUCUUUGAGAAGGGCGCGCACCAGGAUCUGAAGCUUUUGUACUACAACCUCAUGAUCCAAGUGAGUACGCAUGACGGCAAGUACCUGGAUGUAUGCAAGUACUAUCGCGAGGUCCUUCAUACGCCCAGCAUUCAAGAAGAGGAAGCGAAGACCAAGGAGGCCUUGCAGCAUGUGGUUAUUUUCCUAGUAUUGGCCCCUUUUGACAAUGAACAAAGCGAUCUUAUGGCGCGUGUCGAAGCGAUGGAGCCCCUGGAGACCGUACCGGAAUAUCGCAGUUUGCUCAAGUGCUUUACUACACCAGAGCUUAUGCGAUGGCCAGGUAUUGAGGCUUUGUACGGCCCUAUGCUGCGCAGUCUUUCGGUGUUCUCUGGAAGCAAGGAAGCAGAGGCACGAUGGAAGCAACUUCACGACCGUGUCGUGGCCUACAAUAUCCGAGUGGUUGCCAAGUACUAUACACAAAUCCGCCUCUCGCGUCUGGCUCAGCUCCUGGACCUGCCGCAGGACAAGACGGAAGAGGCAUUGGCGGAUUUGGUUUUCAAAAAGACCAUCCAUGCGCGCAUUGAUCGUCCCUCGGCGCUUGUGAAUUUCCAGGCGCGCAUGUCGGAUGCUGAGGUUCUGAACCACUGGAGCCAGGAUAUGUCGAAGCUCCUGACGACCGUGGAAAAAGUGUCGCACCUUGUGGAGAAGGAAUGGGCGAUACAACGCGCCGGUCUAGUGGUCAAGGCCAAUGAGUAG
Molecule: messenger RNA, 1551 nt
Organism: Malassezia pachydermatis
Lineage: Eukaryota; Fungi; Basidiomycota; Malasseziomycetes; Malasseziales; Malasseziaceae
Product: 26s proteasome non-atpase regulatory subunit 12
Exons: 3
Coding region: 1-1551 (516 amino acids)
Cellular component (GO): proteasome regulatory particle, lid subcomplex; nuclear proteasome complex; cytoplasm
Source: RefSeq, a predicted model, not a curated record